This is a messenger RNA of Humulus lupulus (European hop), 1890 nucleotides long. Its product is annotated as glucose-6-phosphate 1-dehydrogenase 6, cytoplasmic. The transcript has 16 exons. NCBI's taxonomy places the organism in Eukaryota, Viridiplantae, Streptophyta, Magnoliopsida, Rosales, Cannabaceae. The record is from RefSeq and is a predicted model, not a curated record. Bases 171 to 1724 code for a protein of 517 amino acids. Gene Ontology annotation, molecular function: glucose-6-phosphate dehydrogenase activity; NADP binding. Gene Ontology annotation, biological process: glucose metabolic process; pentose-phosphate shunt, oxidative branch. Gene Ontology annotation, cellular component: cytosol.
AUCUUCUUCACCAACCACCAACUUUCUUCUUCUCCAUUGUCAAACUUGGCCUAUUUCUUCUUCUUCUUCUUCAAUUCAAACCCAUCUCACUCACUCUUCAAAUUCUCUUUCUCUCUCUGCUUUGUCUCACAGCUUUGAGUUCUGAGAAUUCUGUAAUCAGGGAUUAGAAAAUGGGAUCAGGACAGUGGCACAUUGAGAAAAGAAACAGUUUUAAAAACGAUUUUGACUCUGCAGAGUCUGAGACUUUUCCUGAAAAUGGGUCUCUUUCAAUUAUUGUCCUCGGAGCUUCUGGUGAUCUUGCCAAGAAGAAGACUUUUCCUGCACUUUAUAACCUUUUCAAACAGGGUCUUCUUCCAUCAAAUGAAGUUCACAUUUUUGGUUAUGCAAGGACCAAGAUCACGGAUGAUGAUCUAAGAGACCGCUUACGUGGAUAUCUUAUCCCUAAGAAUGGUGCCUCAUCCAAGGACUCGGAAGCUGUUUCUAAUUUUUUGCAACUGAUCAAAUAUGUUAGUGGAGCUUAUGAUGCUGAGGAGGGGUUUCGGCUAUUGGAUAAGGAAAUUUCAAAGCAUGAAGUCUCAAAACAUAGUGCAAAUGGAUUAUCUAGGAGACUCUUUUAUCUUGCACUUCCUCCAUCAGUAUAUCCGUCCGUCUGCAAGAUGAUCAAGCAUUAUUGUAUGAAUAAAACUGAUCUUGGUGGAUGGACCCGAGUUGUUGUUGAGAAGCCAUUUGGCAGGGAUUUGGCAUCUGCUGAGGAACUCAGUUCUCAAAUUGGAGAGUUGUUUGAUGAAUCUCAAUUGUAUCGUAUUGAUCAUUAUUUGGGAAAGGAGUUAGUGCAAAAUUUGUUGGUCCUUCGUUUUGCAAACCGCUUCUUUUUGCCCCUUUGGAAUCGUGAUAACAUUGACAACGUACAGAUCGUGUUCAGGGAGGAUUUUGGAACUGAUGGUCGUGGUGGUUAUUUUGAUCAAUACGGAAUUAUCCGCGAUAUUAUUCAAAAUCACCUGUUGCAGGUUCUCUGUCUGGUUGCCAUGGAGAAGCCCGUAUCUCUCACACCUGAGCACAUUCGAGAUGAAAAAGUGAAGGUUCUUCAAUCAGUCCUUCCAAUUAAGGAUGAUGAUGUUGUUCUUGGACAAUACGAUGGGUACAGAGAUGAUCCAACAGUUCCCGAUAACUCAAAUACUCCAACUUUUGCGACUGUGGUUCUGCACAUUCAUAACGAAAGAUGGGAAGGUGUCCCAUUUAUAGUAAAGGCAGGGAAAGCAUUAAAUUCAAGAAAGGCAGAAAUUCGAGUUCAGUUCAAGGAUGUCCCUGGUGAUAUAUUCAAAUGUAAAAAGCAAGGGAGAAAUGAGUUUGUUAUUCGCCUUCAACCUUCAGAGGCCAUGUACAUGAAGCUUACGGUUAAGAAGCCUGGACUGGAGAUGCAAACAGUUCAAAGUGAACUUGACUUAUCAUAUGGACAACGUUAUCAUGAGGUUGCAAUCCCUGAAGCAUAUGAACGCCUAAUACUCGACACAAUAAGAGGCGAUCAGCAACAUUUCGUUCGCAGGGACGAGUUAAAGGCUGCAUGGGAGAUCUUCACCCCUCUUCUGCACAGAAUCGAUGAUGGUGAGCUGAAGCCGCUCCCAUACAAACCCGGGAGUCGAGGCCCCGAGGCAGCAGAUGAGCUGCAGGCGAAAUCGGGUUAUGUUCAAACCCACGGCUAUAUAUGGAUUCCUCCAACAUUGUAGAGUGUGGUAACUUAGCUCUACAGCUCUAGCAUGAUCUGCCAAUAUAGUUGUUUUUGUUUCUUUUUGUAUUGUAAGCUAUUCCGAAAAAAAAAUAUAUGGUAUGGCGUGUGACAAUGUCCAAUAAUGGUAAUUUUGUUAAAUGCAAUUCUAAUAAUGUUGUCUUUAA